GGACAGUGUGAGGAAUGAAUCCGUUGAACUGGAAAGCAUUAGACAACCAGCAGAGGCUAAACAACGUUUAAAUAGAUAAAAACCUGUAAUAAAUGACACAGGCCUAGGUUCAGCUCCGUUUGUUGGACUCGGUGUUCUUCGGCAAAAUCGCUCCAUUUAUGAAAAGCUGCCGUUUAAAACGGUUAACGCUACUGUUUUUACCGUUCGUAAACGUUUGUCAGUUAGCAUCAGCUAACCAGCUGACUAACAGCUAAUCUUUCUCUAAAUGGAUCACACGGAGGAUUUAUCUGCUCGGGUCCUGCUGAAAAACAUCCUCAGCACCGAACCACCCAGGACUCCAAUCACCCGCAGUCCCUCCAAAGCACAGAGCACCAGCGGGACCCGGCGCAGCAGCAGACUGAGCAAAAAAGAUGCUGGAGCCCAGACCCCACAGAACAUCCUGAGGCGCAGCUUGAAACAGAAAAUUCGUGAGAGUAUAACCAGGAAAUCCCUGCCUGCCACUACAAGGAGAACUGCCUCUGUUGUGCUCAAGAGGAUGAACACUCCAGCCGCAACGUCAAUGCUGCUUGGUGAUGGAGACACACCGAGGCACAUACUCAAGAACAUCCUGCUGACAGAGCCUGUGAAGUCACCGGUGGUUCAUGAGAAAGCAGCAUCAGAAGAGCCACAGCUGCCUUCAGCCAACUCCAGCAUUGCCAGCAAACGCCCUAGUAUUGAGCUCUCGGGGCUGGAUCUGCCUGAUUUAACUAUCGGCAUCGCAGCAAGCACCGCAAAGGGACUGAGCAGAAAGAGACCACGGCGGAGCCUUAAUGUAACAGCUUUUGAAAAACGACUUAAAGAUGGAAAUGAUGCUGAAGAAGAAAAUGAGGAAUCAAUAGGCGACCAUUCAUCUCUGUCUUUGUCAAGCACCUCCACUUCUUUGAGCCUAAAAACACCCUUUGUGGAUGUUCGGACUGAGAAAAGGGGCCUGCAGAGAAGAGUUUCCAACCGCCGAAAAAUCACAGAGGAAGAAUUUGGUGCCGCUGUAAAUAAACGGCAGAUGGAAGGAGUGAGCAGUUUUGCGCCUGUGGAGCAGGGUCUCAGCGAGACCGCUUACUCUGAGGGCUUCACCCUGGGCCUGAGCCACCUCAGUGAACCUGAUCUCACAACUGACAUUGUCAACUGUAACACAGCCCUCUACACCAGGCAUGAUGCCACGACCUCCAGUUUUUCCAUUGUCGCAACGCAGGACAAACCCACAGUGAUGGCUUCUCAGCUUCAGAGACAGAUUGGGGACAUGGAGCAGAUGGAAGCGGAGCAGAGCAAGUUGGGGAAAGAGAAGUCAACAUAUGUAUUUCCAACUGAGGAGGAGGUUGAGGCAGAAUCUCAGAAUGAAGAAUGUGUGUCUGAGUCACUGUCGGAGAAUGAUGUGGAUAGUCAACCUGCAGCCAUGCAGUCUGAGGACGAGGAAGGUGUAGUCGAAUCUCAGCCUGUUGCAGCUGAUUCUGAGGAGGAGGAGAACAAAGUGGAAGCUAAAAUGGGAGAGGAAGGUGCAGUUCAUCCUCAAACCAAAGGGGAUGCUACAAGUGGAUCUCAGUCUGAGGAGGAAGUUGUUGCACCUGACUCCCAAACUGAAGAAGGAGAAGGAGAAGGUGCAUUUGACUCCCAAACUGAGGGAGAAGAGGAAGGUGGAGUUGAUUCCCAGCCUGAUGAGGAUCCUGCAACCAGGUCUCAGUCCGAGGAAGAGGAGGUUGUGCCAGACUCUCAAACUGAAGAGCAGCAGGAAAGUGAGGUUGAAUCUCAAACUGAGGAAGAAGAAGGUGCAGCUGAUUCCCAGUCUGGGGAGGAUGUGGAAGCCAGGUCUCAGUCGGAGGAAGAGCAAGAGGGGGAUGCGGAUGAUUAUCAAAGCGAUUCUCAAUCCGAGGAAGCUGGGGAUGUGGCUGAGUCUCAGACUGAAGAUAUGCAUGAUGGGAAACAGGGGAAAGAAGAUGGUGAGCUGGAACAUGACUUGGAGCACAUCAGUCGAAGGGCUCAUCACUCUGAGGGUGGACUCAUCAUGCCUGUGACAGUAGGACCACCAGGAUGGUCUGAGGGCAAGUCCAAAGCAUACAGUGCGACUGAUCUACACAGCAGCUUGGAAAUAAGAAGUCACGAGCCUCAUAUUGAGAUGCCUGACUUGGCUGAGUCUUCAACCCAAGGACAGAAAGAUGCUUUCAAUACGGACGCCGAGUCUGAUAAAGAGAACUCCUUUCAUCUUCUCGGGUUGACGCAGGACAUUGGGGAGGGCGGCGACUUGAGUGAUGCUUCACCUCCUGAAGAAGAUGCUGCUGCUCAGGAGCCUGGUGAACAGGAAGAAGAGUGGGAGGAUGAAGACGAUGGGGAAGGGAAUGAGGAGUACCCCUGCAAGACUCCAGCAUUUGUCAGACAGAAAAGGAACUUUUUUCCGUCUGAUCCUCAGGCCUCACCCUCUGUUCUUAAGAAUAUUCAAGCCAGUAGUACAAGUGAAGCUUUGCCUGUAGCUAAACCUAAGCAGGUGCAACAGAGGAAGAGAGCGCCAGCCAAGAAAGAAGCAGGCCUUUCUAAGAACUACCUUAUGGGUGUGUUCAAGCACUUUGCCAAAGCAAAAGUCUCUGCUGAUGUUUACCCCGUCCUAAAAGAAAUAAUGGAUAAAUUCUUUGAUCGGCUGACAGACGACUUAGAGACAUAUGCAGGUCACGCAAGGAGAAAAACCAUAGAAGUUGAAGAUGCUGAAUUACUGUUGAAAAGGCAGGGUUAUGUGAACGACAAGGUCCCGGUAGAAGUGCUCAUUGAAAAAUAUCUCCGCAUGGAUCAGCGUAAGCUCCUCAUCCCCAUUGCAACCAGUGGAAAUGUUGUUAUCCCAAAAAAGCGGAGGUGAAUAUUUGUGUACAGCUUCUUUUUUUCUGGCUUCAUCUCUUGGACUGCAACAUAUUUUUCUUAUGCUGCAUUUGGUUUGUCUCAGUUUGUAAUGCUGUUAAUCACAGUAUAAUGAUGUUACUGUAAAUUUGUAAAUAUCUGUUAACAUUUUCUUUAUCAAGAAUUCAGUUUUAUAUGUGAUGUCUAUCUAUCUUUCUUUCUGUCAGCUCUUAUUAUGUAUUAUUAUAAUAUGUGAGCAUCGAUUAUCUGUAUGUAAUGUAAACAUAGGCUCGUUGACAACAGUGCUUUUUCAUUUUUACUUAAGAUUAGCACAAGAAUGUUUCAAUUCUUUUAUCUUUUUGUGCAUAUACUUUAUUUUCUGACAGUGUGAUAUGAAAGAUAGUGCAUAGUCUUCUCAGAUUAACAAAUGUUGAAAUAAAGUUCCCUGCCUCAUA
Molecule: messenger RNA, 3308 nt
Organism: Lates calcarifer (barramundi perch)
Lineage: Eukaryota; Metazoa; Chordata; Actinopteri; Centropomidae
Gene: cenpt
Product: centromere protein T
Exons: 13
Coding region: 266-2875 (869 amino acids)
Biological process (GO): mitotic cell cycle; kinetochore assembly; chromosome segregation
Cellular component (GO): kinetochore
Molecular function (GO): DNA binding; protein heterodimerization activity
Source: RefSeq, a predicted model, not a curated record